This is a messenger RNA of Electrophorus electricus (electric eel), 1819 nucleotides long. It is a transcript of the gene wasb, whose product is annotated as WASP actin nucleation promoting factor b. Lineage: Eukaryota; Metazoa; Chordata; Actinopteri; Gymnotiformes; Gymnotidae. Gene Ontology annotation, biological process: actin filament organization. The record is from RefSeq and is a predicted model, not a curated record. Gene Ontology annotation, molecular function: actin binding.
AACACGGAAGUCCCAGUUCCCUCAUCCUCUCAUCUGUAACAGAUUGAAAAGCAGUUGACCAAAGUGUAAAGUUGGGGCCCCUGGACACUCAGUCCAAGGCUUUGCAAAUCGUCUCCAGUGGGGCGAGAUGAGCAAGGGAAAGUCGAAGGGGCAGGAAAACGUGCCCAGCUGCCUCCUCAGCAUCCAGGAGAAUGAACGUGUGGAGGACCUGCUGGGCCGGAGAUGCGUGACUCUGGCUACCUCUGUUGUGCAGCUCUUUAUGGCGCUCCCCCACAGUCCAGCGCAUUGGAGUCUUCAGCAUACAGGAGUGGUGUGUUUUGUCAAGGACAACCCUCGCCGUUCAUACUUCAUUCGACUUUUUGAUAUCAAGGAGGGAAAAAUGAUAUGGGAACAGGAGUUGUAUAAUAAGAUGAUUUACUCCAGCCCAAGGCAGUAUUUCCACACCUUCUCUGCUGAUGAUUGCCAAGUGGGUCUGAAUUUUGCCAGUGAGAAGGAAUCUGAGUCUUUUAGAAACAUGGUUGAGGAAAAGAUCAGCCAGCGAGUCAAUCGAAAUGACAAACGAGCGCUACCGGCACCACCACCACCAUCAAAUGGCCCAGGCCCAGUGAUGCAGCCUAGCAACAUGGUCACUGUGGAUAUCCAGAACCCAGACAUACUGCCUUCACGCUACCGCCCUCCGGUAGUCCCCCUGCCGGCCCCCGCCUCUAUGGGCAAGGGGAAGAAAGACAAGAAGGGCAAGAAGAAGGGCCCGCGGAUCACCAAGGCAGACAUAGGGGCUCCCAGCGGGUUUAAGCAUGUCACACAUGUCGGGUGGGAUCCUAACAGUGGCUUUGAUACCAGCAAUCUUGACCCGGAUCUGAAGAAGCUGUUUUCAAGUGCUGGUAUCAGUGAUGACCAGCUAACAGACAAAGAGACUUCCAAAAUUAUCUAUGACUUCAUAGAGCGGUCAGGGGGCCUGGAUGUUGUUAAGGAGAAGAUAAGGGAACAGGUUCCAGGUGUCCCUGCUCCUCCUCCUCCUUCUCGUGGGGAUCGGGGCAUCCCGCCUGUCCCUGACCAACCCCCACGGGCUGCGCCUUCCCGUAACCAGAGGCCUCCACAUCGUGGCCCACUCCCUCCACCUCCCCCUAGCACAAGGGCCCCCCUGCCCCCUCAACCAGCAUCUUGUUUUUACUCUUCUAACCCACCACCCUCACAGUGUGCCUUAAUAGGUGGUGGAGGAGCAGCCCCACCCCCUCCUCCUCCUCCUCCUCCUCCUCCUCCACCUUCCCAAACUACCUGCUACAGCAGUGGUAGUCCUGUUAGUUCUUCUCCAUCCACAUCAUCAGGACCAUCAGGAAGAGGAGCUUUACUGGACCAGAUCCGACUGGGAACCAAGCUAAAGACUGUCACAGAAAGUACCGACCCCCAACCUGCGCCACAGGACCAAAGCGGAGAGGGCAUCGUUGGAGCUCUGAUAAUGGUGAUGCAAAAAAGAAGCAAAGUCAUUCAUUCCUCAGAAGACGAAGAAGAUGAUGGGGGUGAAGAUGACGAUGAUGAUGAGUGGGACGAUUAAUUGCAAUAUUCACAUUCAAUAUUCACAUUCAGCACUCACACACACACACGCCCACAAACAUAGGCUCUUCUGUUUAGGCACUGUGUAUGGUAAGGUAGGAAUGUUAAAGUAUUUAGUGUAGGUUCAAAUUUAGAAAAACAUAUUACAUAAACAUAUUACUAUUUUACAAGGCUUGAAUGGAAUGGGUUGUAAAGAAUUUUUAUGGAAAUACGUACUUUUAUGCAUAUUUGUCUAAACUGAAUAAAACUAACACUGUGCAAUCUUUGA